ACCAGUUAGCAGUAAUCCGUGUGCAGUUAAAAAUGCUUUCCCAAUUCAAGAGAUUCAAAAAUCGUUUGGCCAAACCAAUGUCAUAAAAUGUUGUUAUAUUAUGGUGUUCUAAAUUUUUAUGCAAUGCGUAUUCAAUGUAACUCUAAUUCUAUCCUCAGUUAUUUGUAUCAAUAGUUUUCAAUAAGCAUUUAACAGAGGAAUGGACAACAGUUACGUUUGAUUCACAAAAAAAUUCCCAACCUUUGUAUUUAUGAAUGAAUCCUUGCAAAAUUGCGGAGAACUAUCAGUGGGUGCUUUUGGCGGGAAACCGUAACGCAACCAGUCGUAGCAAAGUCAGCGCGUGCGCAACACGCGCUACUCACUAAAUAUUUUACAUUCAAUGCGAUCGCGAACUCGAAGUUUUGUCUCCUAGUAUUUAAAACUUUUACCAAUUUAUUUAAAUGGAAGUAUUGAGGACGCAACUCGUUUCCAUUGUAACGAUUCUCUUUAACAUGGUGUGAAUGUACUUUGUUUGUUUACAAAAGGAGUGUUAGUUCUACUUUCUAUAACUUCAAAAACAAAAGUCGGUGAAUAAAAUUAAAAAAUAAUAGGUCUUUAUUUUUAGACUUGAACAAAGUCAGGCUCUAGAAAUAAUCCCUAAGUUUGUGAUGAAAAAUGCUUAGACAAGAACUUCUAGUGUUGGUAUUUGCCUGCAGUUCACUAGCGGCGUUAGACGGCUACAGUCCCCAACAAGACCCCGAUCAGUUCCACAUACAAACAGAUGACGAGGACGAGCGCUACUUCCUCUACCAAACUCACAAUGGACAGUAUCGUAAAGAAAGGAGGUUAAAAGAUGGAUCCGUAGUUGGCACAACGGGCUGGGUUGGCGCAGAUGGAUUUCUACGCUUACAAGAUUACAUAGCUGACGACCAGGGUUAUAGAAUAUACAAAUCCAAAACUGUAUAUGUUGGACAAAACCGACCGAUAAGUGAGUCCUUGAAUAUAGCGAAAACCGCGCCCACAGACUCGGGAUAUGGAGUGACACGAGCGCCCGCCGUACAACGUAAUCGAGGGCCACCUCGAUUCACAUCUACGACACAUUCACCACUACCUUCUUCCACUAUAGAACCACCGCACUUCUCCUCCUCAGAUGUCACAAUUACACCAGCCCCACCUACAUUUUCCCAUCCGAGCUCAACUCCACGAGUAUUUGUAUCACCAAACUCUAUUGAUUCUUCUACAGCUUAUGAUUACAGACCUACUGUAACAUCAGUGACCGACAGAGACGCUACAACACCAAAUCCUUAUGCCUACGAGCCCCCGAAUACCAAUUCACUUGACGACGGGUAUUAUGCGAGCGACAGUCAAAGAUAUGACGUAUUUAAUCCUAAUUCGUAUAGACAUGCCGAUGAUUGGUUGCGGCGGCAGCGACCAACCGCCGAAAUAGGAGACGGCUAUACUCCACAAUUCUCAACAUACGAUGGUGCGCCGUUCAGAAGAAACGGUUUCAGAUAUUAUCUUCCAAAGCAGUACCACGAGGAAAACACGGGAGAUGUUAACGAUAGAAUAGGCAGCUUCGGUUAUGUAGAUCCUUUUGGUAUUCGACGAGUUAUUUAUUACAAUACCGCUCCCGGGGACGGUUUUCAGAUAAGAAAAAACAAUAGAUAUGUCGGACACGACGCAACUCCUUACGAUCCACGACCGAUUGCUAAAAAAUAGAAAAAAAAAAAAAAACGUGUGCAUGCGUCAGUGUGAAUAAAGUUACCUAAUUUAUUUAAUGAUCAGUAUUGCUAGGUUCAAAAAAAAAACGAAAUUAGUGAAGGCAAAACUAUUAGAUUUAUCGAACGAAACGAAAAUUUCUUAGCCAAUUACUACUUAAUUUGAAUGUGUAUAAUUACCAUAGAUUACAGAACGUUAUCUAUAAAAUGAUAUGUUAUGUUAUGAGCUUCUUCGGACACAUCAUGCGGUCUCCCAGACAUGAAUCAGAGAAUCUCAUAAUUUUGGAUCGCAUAGAAGGCAAGGCCGCGCCAUGGACAGAACACCAGCCAGAUGGUGAGAUCUGAUUAAGAAAGUGGUUGGUGAUAGCUUAUACAAUGCGAUCCAUGCCACCCAUGACCGAACAUUAUGGAGGAAAGUACCACAUGUGGUCGCGAUCCUUGGCAGUGAGGGUACAAUGAAGAAGAUCUAUAAUAUUUCUUAUCCGAACAAAUAAACAAUCGAAUUUAUCACCGUUAGAAAACCAAAAUAUAAAUAUAUUUAAUUUAAGUGCCAUCGUAUGGGAAAACACCUAGAAGAAAAAAUAUUAAACAAUAAUAAAUUAUUAUUACAUACUGUUCUUUGACAUUUUCUUACGCGGUUAGAAAUACUCGUUUACCGUUAAAACUAAAAAUACGAAAUGUUCACGAUAUUUUAUGAAGAAAAUUAGAGUUUGUAGUAUCAGAGUCAGUGAACUCAUUAAAAUAUAUGAAAAUGGUCAUCUACAAUUUGUGUGGGUGCUUAAAAUGGUCAAUCGUAUUUGGGCCUAUCUUUUGGUACCGUUCAUUUUCCAACAAAUAUAAAAAUGUGUUUUGAUCAGUCAUACAUAAGUAGCAUAUAACUAAUAAUAAAUUAAAGUACGUCAUUAACUUAUGCAGUAAUGCAUUUUAAUAAUAGAAGGUGGAUGUUUUGAGUCAAGGCGAAUAAUUUGUCAUUAUAAAAUAUCAGGCAUCUAAGCAUCAUCAUCAUCAUUUUUAUUUUUCAAUAAAAUGGCAACUUGUUGCUUUGACUACUGGGGAAUUAAUUUAUUUUAAAAUCAUUUGCAAAUUUUCUUCUCUAUUAAGUUCUGAAGAUUUUUGUACUUAUAGUUCACCUUUAAACCUUUACAGGACUUGUAAUAAUACUUGCUAAUAUUAUUAUUGUAUAUUUUAUUUUUAUUUAACAAAACGUGUUUAAUAAAUAAUAAUAAAAUACAAAAAAA
Bombyx mori (domestic silkworm) is the source of this 2935-nucleotide messenger RNA. RefSeq lists its product as uncharacterized. Gene Ontology annotation, cellular component: chitin-based extracellular matrix. Bases 655 to 1698 code for a protein of 347 amino acids. Gene Ontology annotation, molecular function: structural constituent of chitin-based larval cuticle. NCBI's taxonomy places the organism in Eukaryota, Metazoa, Arthropoda, Insecta, Lepidoptera, Bombycidae. The record is from RefSeq and is a predicted model, not a curated record. The transcript is spliced from 5 exons.